AGCCGAGUUUCACCCGACGUUAUCAUCGAGUAUCUUAUUUGUUUACCAACUGUGUCUGUUAGUUAUGAUAGUUGUGAAAGUGUGGUUAUAGUGAACUUGCAGUGACCAUGAAUCCUGGCAGACGGAGACAGGACUACGAAGGUCUGGAUCAAGAGUCAAGAAGUGCAGUAUGGCUGGCGAGAAGCUACGCAUUGUUGCAAUCAUUGCAUGUGUAUGCAUCGCGAGCUACAAGCCGGGUGCUUCGAUACAUACGACGUCAUACACAGCCGUGGAGUACAUUACAUGAGGACGAGGCGACGACAUCGGGCCUGACAGAUGGGGCGCCUCUCGAACAAAACAGAAUUAUCUUCAUCAACAGACCGCAGCCAAUCAAGUUCAUAAACAAUCGAAUAUCUACAGCGAAAUAUAGCGUACCCUCGUUCAUCCCGCUGUUCCUGUUCGAGCAGUUCCGUCGCUACUCGAACUGCUUCUUCCUUCUCAUCGCGCUGCUGCAGCAGAUCCCCGACGUGUCGCCCACGGGUCGGUGGACCACGCUCACGCCACUCAUACUCAUCCUCUCCGUCAGCGCCAUCAAGGAAAUUGUUGAAGACUUCAAACGUCAUAGAGCAGACGAUGAGACGAACAGGCGCAGCGUGGACAUCCUGCGCGAGGGUCGCUGGAGCACCAUCAGCUGGGAGCAGCUGCUGGUCGGAGACGUCUGCAAGGUCGUCAACAACCAGUUCUUCCCCGCUGAUAUCGUCAUGCUGGCCUCCAGUGAGCCACAAGGCAUAUCCUUCAUCGAGACCUCAAACCUGGACGGGGAGACGAACCUGAAGAUCCGCAUGGCUCACCCGGACACGGCGCGGCUGGACAACACGCAGGCUCUCGCCGACUUCACCGCCACGCUGCAAUGUGAACAGCCGAAUAGACAUCUGUAUGAGUUCAACGGCAUGCUGAAGGAGCCUACUGCUAAGACGAUACCUCUGGGCUUGGAUCAGAUGCUGCUCCGCGGGUCGAUGCUGCGCAACACCAACUACAUCUACGGCGUGGUCGUGUACACCGGACACGAGACCAAGCUCAUGAAGAACUCCACUAAAGCCCCACUGAAGCGGUCGUCAAUAGACCGUCAGACGAACACUCACAUCCUGAUGCUGUUCCUGAUCCUGCUGACGCUGUCGCUGCUGAGCGCCGGCUUCAACGAGCUGUGGAUGCGGGCGCACUCCGACUGGUAUAUUGGGUUAGAGGAGGCGCAGAAUGCAAAUUUCGGAUUUAACUUUUUGACAUUUUUAAUAUUGUACAACAAUCUUAUACCUAUAUCGUUACAAGUUACUGCUGAAAUAGUUAGAUUUUUUCAAGCUAAGUUCAUAGCGAUGGACGUGGAGAUGUACCACGUGGCGACGGACACGCCGGCGAUGGCGCGGACGUCCAACCUCAACGAGGAGCUCGGCAUGGUCAAGUACGUGUUCAGCGACAAGACCGGCACCCUCACCUGCAACGUCAUGGAGUUCCGCAAGUGCACUAUUGGGGAGAUAAUCUACAGCGCUCCAGGUCCCAACGAGAAGUUAGAAGACACCCUGCUGUACCAGAAUUUACAGCGGAACCAUCCGACAGCAGGCGUCAUCCGCGAGUUCCUCACCAUGCUGGCCGUGUGCCAUACUGUGAUACCUGAGCGAGUGGGGGAUCAGCUCAACUACCACGCGGCCUCACCAGACGAGCGCGCGCUGGUGCUGGGCGCGGCGGCGCUGGGCUACGAGUUCGACCAGCGCACGCCGCGGGCGGUGCGGGUCCGCGCCGCCGGCCGCCAGGAGGAGUUCGCCGUGCUCAACGUGCUCGACUUCACCUCCGCGCGCAAGCGCAUGUCCGUCAUCGUGAGGACACCUUCAGGUGAGAUCAAGCUAUACUGCAAGGGCGCGGACUCAGUGAUCUACCCGCGACUAGCCGGCGGGGCUCAUGCACAGUACGCCGACACCACACUCUCGCACCUCGAGCUGUUCGCCUGCGAUGGCCUUCGAACCCUGGUCUUCGCAGUCGCCGACAUCUCCGAACAAUUCUACCAGGACUGGGCGAAUACAUACCACAAGGCCAGCAUCGCGAUACAGGAUAGGGAACAGAAAAUUGAGGAAGCGGCCAUGUUGAUUGAGAAUAAUUUGAGGUUGCUUGGCGCUACUGCUAUUGAGGAUAAGCUGCAGGAUGGCGUCCCGGAGACGAUAGCGGCGCUACUGAAGGCGAACAUCAACGUGUGGGUGCUGACGGGCGACAAGCAGGAGACCGCCAUCAACAUCGGCCACUCCGCGCGGCUGCUGCACAGCGGCAUGCCGCUCAUCAUACUCAACGAGGACAGCCUGGACGGUACCCGCGAGUGCAUAUCUCGACAAACGAUGGAGUUCGGCGACAACCUGGGCAAGCAGAACGAGAUCGCGCUCAUCAUCGACGGCAAGACGCUCAAGUACGCGAUGGGCUGUGACCUGAAGAAGGACUUCCUGGACCUCUGCAUAUCUUGCAAGGUCGUUGUGUGCUGUAGGGUCUCGCCUAUACAGAAGGCUGAGGUAGUAGAGAUGGUAUCGUCAGCGACGGGCGCGGUGACGCUGGCUAUCGGCGACGGCGCCAACGACGUGGCCAUGAUACAGCGCGCGUCCGUCGGCGUCGGCAUCUCCGGCGUCGAGGGGCUGCAGGCUGUCUGCGCCUCCGACUACAGCAUUGCGCAGUUCCGGUUCCUGCUGCGGCUGCUGCUGGUGCACGGCGCGUGGAACUACUCGCGCAUCAGCAAGCUCAUCCUGUACUCCUUCUACAAGAACAUCUGCCUCUACGUCAUCGAGCUCUGGUUCGCGAUAUACUCCGCCUGGUCCGGUCAGAUCCUGUUCGAGCGCUGGACGAUAGGGUUCUACAACGUGAUCUUCACGGCGCUGCCGCCCUUCGCCAUCGGACUCUUCGACAAGCUCUGCUCGCCUGAAAUUAUGCUCAGGCAUCCAGUCCUAUACAUCCCAUCGCAGCAAGGGCUCCUAUUCAACGUGCGCGUGUUCUGGGUGUGGGCGGUGAACGCGCUGCUGCACUCGGUGCUGCUGUUCUGGCUGCCCAUGCUGCUGGCCAGCCACCACAUCCUGUGGCCUUCGGGCAAGGAUGGCGGCUACUUGCUGCUCGGCAACUUUGUUUAUACUUACGUAGUGCUGACGGUAUGCCUGAAGGCGGGGCUGUCGACGCACUCGUGGACGUGGGUCACGCACCUCGCCAUCUGGGGCUCCGUCGCCAUGUGGUUCAUCUUCAUACUCGUAUACAGCAACGUGUACCCGAUAAUCCUGAUCGGCGCGGUGAUGCGCGGCAUGGACCGCAUGCUGUUCAGCUCGCUGGUGUUCUGGCUGGGCUUGGUGCUCAUCCCGCUCGCUACGCUCAUACCAGACUUGCUCGUCACUGUUGUGCACAACUCCGCUUUCAAAUCGAUGACGGAGGCGGUGCGCGAGAGCGAGAUCAAACAACGAGACCCUUCUGCACUGCUCACGCAUCCACGACACUCGGCGCGCGGCACGCCCGUGGGGCUGCGCUGGCGGCGCGCGGUGGCGCCGGCCGAGGCCCCGCGCCGCCCGCACGUGGUGUGACCCGCGCCGCGGCCGCCGCGCCACUAGCCGCGCCGGGCGCCGCGCUCUCGCUACUUCCCCGACUAUUUUUGUACGCAUUUAUAUUGACUGUCGCCGAUGUGAUACGCAGUAGUAUUAAUGUUUACUUUUCAUUCCGAGGUGGGCGUACGUCAAAUAUAUGAUAAGAAUAAGAAAAGGGAGUGCUAUUAGAUGGUAAAUAUUAUAUUGAAUACUGUUAGCAAUAGUAGUGUGGCCGCGGCCCACUGUGUGGCGCUAGUUUUUGUAUGCUCAUCUAGAUCUUCCUGUAUUUUGAAUCUUCGAAGGUUUUGUAUUUUAUGAAAUAAAUCCAACGCGUAAGACUUAUUUUAUAAUGUGAUGCCGCCGGGCACGGGCAGUUUGCUCUAGCUUACUUGAAUGAACUCAUUUCCUCAAUUACUUCCUAGGUAUUAUUUUAUAUUUAGACGUAUUGUUAAUUUACUAAAAUAAUUUAUUAACUUACACUCGUAUGAUAACAUUCCAGUAUUAGGUAGUAGCGUGAGGAUGAGAAGAUAUUAGUGUGCCACAAUUAAUAGUUUUAUGUGUGCGUAACGUGCACUUGAAAUCAAGGAAUUUAUAUAAUAAUAAAGGCGAAGGGUAGUUAGCAAAUGCCUAGAUAUAGUAGAGUUUGUGUUAGGAGCCAGAGUCCGCGUCACUAGAGAUAUCGGGCGGCGCGACCACCGAGCACGCUCUGUCAACCGCACUCAGAGAGAUAAUAUUAGUUUAGCGAAUAAGCAUAGGGUUACCAUUUGUAUAUUAUUAAAUGAAUCUUUCAUUCAACUGAACUAGCUAUCUUUAUGUUGUAAACGCGAAAGUUUUUAAGAUGUAUGUUUGUUAAUGUUUCACUCAAAAACUACUUUUGAUAAAACUUGGCAGCAAUGCAGCAUAUAUCAGAAUAAAAUAUAGUCUACUUUUUAUCCAUGAGGGAGAAGUAGCGAACGGAAGCCAUUUACUUCAUAUAAAAAUUAAUUACUAAAAAAUAUACACGUUAUUUUAUAUACAUAUUUAUAAGUGUGCCUAGAUGAAGUGUAUUUUGAAUAAGAUAUUUUGUAUAUUAGAUAGGUCGGGUAUUGUGACCGUCCGAGUAGCUUUGUGGCACCAAGUCGUGGUUCCUAUUCGUUCCUAACUUAUUUACAUUGAGCUAGAGGGCGCUGCCGAGCCCGACAGAGCGUGGUCGGUGGGAACACCACAUAUACACGAAUAACGGACUUUAGGCGCUAGAAUAUAUAAAUGUGAAUAUUUUUAUAUCUCAACACGUUUGACGUUUUCUAUGCUAGAUAGGUGUACAUACUGUCUUCUUGAACGAUACAAUCAUUGUAAGUAAAAUAUAUAUACACCACUUGUUAUUUUUGAUUCCCAUUUCAAAAUGUAAAUUGUUUGACAAUCUUCCGUUUUUAGACAUUGUAUAUAGUAUUAUUGUUUUAUAUUUGACAGUGAUCUCCUUAUGAAAAUAAGCAAGUUAAAUGAGUAAUGUGAGAAAGUUCAAAUGACACAAUAUUUUGGAAUGAAAAGUGAUCCGAAUGUCCCUUAUGAAAUUAUUUAAAUUCUACAUUUGUUAUGUACGUUCACGUACAGUUAUGGUCUUAUUUAUGAAUCGUAUGAAAUCCUUAUGAAAUGUUACAAACUUAUUUAAAUAGAAUAAAGUGAUAUUGUACAAGUAGUUUAUUUCCGCCUGUGAAGUAUAUAAUCCUAUAUAUUCUAUGAUAUUUAUAUGAAAUUAAAUAAAAACUAUAAAGAUAUCAUUGAGUGAUCAGGCCUUACUAUUGAAGAUAAUUUAUUUAGUUAUAUAAAGUUUUGUUAUUUAAUCUUUCUUGUAAAUUAUUUUCAGUUCUGUGGGCUGGUUGGCGUAUAUAAUUUAUUAUAUACACAGUCGUACAUGUUUCACACGUUCUUUUCUUUUAACUAGACAUAAUUUGGUCAGACGACCGUAUAAAGGUCGCCGGAAGACGCUGGAUGCAGGUCGCCUCCAACAGGUAUCUGUGGAGAUCUAAGGGGGAGGCCUAUGUUCAGCAGUGGACGUCCUAUGGCUGAGAUGAUGAUGAUGAGACAUAAUUUUGGUACAAGAUUAUUUUGUACUCUAAAUUCUAUUGAUACAUUAUUUUUAAAGUAUUUGUACUUAUAUUUUGCAUUCAUCAAAAGUUUUUAAACAGUCCAAGAUCAGACGUAACAUUUCUUUUUCUGAGAUAGUAUGUUAAAAUAGUAUCGCCAACCUGUCCACAAUUGUUUGUCUUCUUCCUUUCAUCUCAACACUUGUUAUGUUAGUUGCAAUCAUUUUAAUCUUUUGUCCUUUCUAAUACUGAAUUUCACUGUCAACACCAAAAUCAAAAUUAAUCAUUCUAUAAAUUGACACGGUGAGUGACAGCGAAAUUCAGCAUAAUACAUUAUUGUAUGUUCAUGUAUAUUUACUUAGUAACGACUGUUCCCAAUUUUCUUUCUAUUUGUUGAUUUGCUUAUUCGAGAUAGAAUUUUUUCAUUAGCUUUCACUAUAAAAGCAAUGUCAAGUGCCAUCUUUAGGGAGCAAAAACAAAACAGAAUAUUGGAAACAGUCGUUAUACAAAAACACUGACUUGUGCUGAUACUGACCGGUAUCAGGUACAAUCGAACACAUUCCAUUCAUGCAUUUACUAGUUUCGUAUUUUUCUUAAAUAGUUUUGUACAAUCAGCAUGAAAGUUACCAAGGAAUAUAAAAAAAAAUAAUCCCAGUUUUAGGGGAUGAUGAUUAGGCAAGUCCAAGACUGUAUGACUGCCACACUUGCUGCAAUAAUACCAGAAUGCAUAUAUGUUUUCAGCAAUGUUCCUGAAUUUUGUAUAAAAAAAAUCUUGAGGCCUAGUGGUCCUUCCAACUUUAUAUGAAUUAAAGUCCUCACAAGUCAGUGUAGUUGUAACGUAAGCAUUAAUAAACUGUCCAUUCAUCAUGUACUAUGACGUCAUAAUACACAACCUGUACAGUAUUGUAAGUAAUCGUUUCUUUACAUGUUGGUUAAAUAAAACUGUUGAAACUA
Molecule: messenger RNA, 6586 nt
Organism: Helicoverpa zea (corn earworm)
Lineage: Eukaryota; Metazoa; Arthropoda; Insecta; Lepidoptera; Noctuidae
Gene: ATP8A
Product: probable phospholipid-transporting ATPase IA
Exons: 23
Coding region: 108-3569 (1153 amino acids)
Biological process (GO): phospholipid translocation
Cellular component (GO): plasma membrane
Molecular function (GO): magnesium ion binding; ATP hydrolysis activity; ATPase-coupled intramembrane lipid carrier activity
Source: RefSeq, a predicted model, not a curated record